ACCAUGGUGUGGGCCACAGGUCUCUUCCUUUGGAUCUCGUGCUCAGCAGCUCUCGCAGCCAACAGUUCAACAUGUGGUCAGAUGGCCUUUCCAUCCUGCUUUAAGUUUGGGGCUGCAUCCGCAGCUUACCAGAUCGAAGGAGCUUGGAAUGUUAGCGACAAAGGGGAGAACAAAUGGGACCGUCUGUGCCAUAGAUAUCCUGACCUGUUCCACGACCACCAAACCGGUGACCAAGCCUGCUUAUCAUAUUACUACUGGCAGAAAGACAUCGACAUUAUUGAGGAAGUCGGCUUAGAGUUCUACAGAUUCUCCAUAUCCUGGCCUCGUCUCCUACCAAACGGCCUCGCGGUUAAGAUCAGCGAGGAUGGCGUGAACUACUACAACAAACUAAUCAAUGGUCUUCUGGCGAAGGGCGUUGAGCCUGUAGUCACCUUGUACCAUUGGGACAUGCCGCAAAUGUUUCAGGAGUUAGGAGGCUGGGCCAAUCCUGCAAGCUCAGAUUGGUUUGCCGAUUACGUAAGGGUGGUCUUCCGUCUUUUCGGGGAUCGUGUGAAGACCUGGCUGACCAUCAAUGAACCUGUGAUGGAGUGCGACUAUUAUUACGGGAAUGGUAUCCUAAACCCACCAAUAGAUUACUUCGUUGGGCCUUACAUGUGUAAUAAAAACAUCUUAUUGGCCCACGCGAAGGCCUACAGGGUCUAUGAUAAGGAGUUCCGUCAAUUGUACGGUAAUGUAGGAAAAGUGUCAAUUGCAAACCAUUUAAUGUGGGUGAUGCCUGCAAGUGAAGAGUAUGAAGAACUAGCUGAAAUUGCCAGAGAGUACUUUUCCGGCCGCUACACGCAUCCAAUCUUUUCUAAAGAGGGAGGAUGGCCGAAAGUUAUCGAAGAUCAAAUCGCGAAGGUCAGCAAGGCACAAGGGUUCAACCAUUCCAGACUGCCGCCUUUUACUCAAGAAGAAAUAGAAUUAAUUAGAGGAACCUAUGACUUCUUUGGCAUGAACCACUAUUCGUCAAAAUUGGUGCGGUACGCGAAACCGGGUGAGAAACUCAGCUCAACUAUGUUCUCGUCAAUGUAUGAGUUCAACGCCACGCUAUUCACGGAUCCCAGCUGGGGAAAAGGCCAGAAUGAUUUUAUGGUGCCAUACCCCCCAGGAAUUAGAAAACAGAUGGAAUGGGUGAAGAAGAAGUAUGGAGACAUAGAGAUUCUGAUCACAGAGAAUGGUUUCUCCACGUCAGAUAAAGUCAUAGAUGAUGAUGGAAGAAUUGAAUAUGUCAAAUCAUAUUUGAAUGAGGUCCUUGUGGCUAUCCAGGAGGGCAUCAAAGUGACUGGAUAUGCCUACUGGUCCCUAUUGGACAAUUUCGAGUGGACGGGCGGAUAUUCGUCAAAGUUCGGUUUGUAUCAAGUGGACUUUAAUGACCCUCUGCGCCCGCGCACGGCGCGUAAAUCUGUGCAGUACUACGCGAACCUCAUCAAGAAUAGAGUCUUGUAGUAUUGUAAUAAGUUAUACAAUAAAUAAAACUAUA
Messenger RNA from Spodoptera exigua (beet armyworm), 1522 nucleotides. The record is from the annotation of a GenBank genome assembly. NCBI's taxonomy places the organism in Eukaryota, Metazoa, Arthropoda, Insecta, Lepidoptera, Noctuidae.